This is a messenger RNA of Antrostomus carolinensis (chuck-will's-widow), 969 nucleotides long. Its product is annotated as olfactory receptor 10A7. The transcript has a single exon. Bases 1 to 969 code for a protein of 322 amino acids. Gene Ontology annotation, molecular function: olfactory receptor activity; G protein-coupled receptor activity. Gene Ontology annotation, biological process: G protein-coupled receptor signaling pathway. The record is from RefSeq and is a predicted model, not a curated record. Gene Ontology annotation, cellular component: membrane. NCBI's taxonomy places the organism in Eukaryota, Metazoa, Chordata, Aves, Caprimulgiformes, Caprimulgidae.
AUGGAGAAUGAGGAAAAUGUGAAUUUGGGAAACAUCACAAGAGUAACUCACUUCAUCCUGCUGGGUUUCACUCAUCUUGCCCAACUCCAGCUUUUACUCUUUGUGGUAGUUCUCUUGAUCUUCACAGUCACUAUGAUAGGAAACAUUCUCAUUGUCCUCAUUGCAACUGUUGACCCUGCCCUUCAUACACCCAUGUACUAUUUUCUUAAGAAUUUAUCUUUGAUUGACAUCUGCUACAGCUUAGAUAUUGUGCCAAAAAUGUUGAUAAAUUUGUUGUCAGAAAGGAAGACCUCUUCUUUCACAGCUUGUGCUUUGCAAUUGAGCUUGGUUGUACUCUUUAUCACAUCUGAGUGUUUCCUGUUAGCGAUCAUGGCGUAUGACCGAUAUGUAGCAAUUUGCCAUCCAUUACACUAUGCUACCAUAAUGACCAAAAAGACAUGUAGGCAAAUGUCAGCAGUAGUUUGGCUGUCUGGAUUCCCUGUAGCAGUUGGGCUCACUGGCUGGCUAUUCAGCAUGCCUUUCUGCAAAUCAAAUGAAGUAAACCAUUUCUUCUGUGACAUCUCACCUGUACUGAAAUUGGUGUGCUUGGAUACCUACAUAUUCGAACUUCUGGUGUUCAUUGCCACUCUACUUAUUAUGGUGCUGCCCUUUAUCCUAAUCACUGUCUCCUACAUCUGCAUUAUCUAUACCAUUGUCCAGAUGCCUAUGGCUGAAAGCAGACAAAGGUUAUUCUCUACAUGUUCUGCUCACCUUGUGGUUGUUACUCUCUUUUACUGUACAACCUGCUUAAUUCAUUUACAUCCCAAAUCAAACCUGUCACCGAAUGAUAAAAAGCUUGUGUCUCUUUCCUACACAAUCAUUACACCGAUGCUCAAUCCCAUCAUCUACAGCCUCAGGAACAGUGAUGUAAAAGAAGCACUAUGGAGAGCUUUUGGCAUAAAGAUAUCAUCAGGAAGACUCACAUUAUAA